AUGGGGGUGUGUGUCAGAGCUGUCGCUGAGGUUGACUUUCCAAUUUGUCUGAUUUCCUCCUGUAGUGUUCUCAAACAGUGUAAAGAUGUGGAGCUCUCCUUCAGUGACGUGACGGGCAAGCCUGAAGCCUUCAAAGGCACCAAGAAAGGGAUGCUAUAUCUCACCCCUUACAGGAUGAUCUUUGUGUCAAAGGGCAAGGAUCCUAUGCUGUCUUUCAUGAUGCCAUUUUAUUUGGUGAAAGGGUGCUCAAUUGAGCAGCCUGUUUUCUCUGCCAAUUACAUCAAAGGACAGAUUCAGGCCGAGGCAGGAGGUGGCUGGGAAGGACAGGGGACGUUUAAACUGACUUUCAACAGUGGAGGAGCCAUUGAGUUUGGACAGCUGAUGUUCAAAGCUGCCUCUAAUGCUUCCAGUGGCAUUCCUCUCCAGAACCCUGGCUAUGGCUAUACACCUGUGCCCGGAGGGUAUGCACCCACUCCCCCUGCUCCAGGGGGGUAUGCACCUGCGCCAGGGGGCUAUGCUGCUCCUCCACCGCCAAACGGACCAUAUCCUUAUACACCACCUCCGAUGAAUGCCUAUGGGCCUGCUCCGCAGCCGAUGGGAUAUCCAUACACCCAGACUCCAGGUAUUUACCCACCACUUCCAAACAUGAACCCCAUGUAUGUGCCACCUCCUCCCCCUUACUCUGGGCCAUCUCCUGCAGGACCUUCACCCCCCUCAGCUGCACCAGCCUGGGUGGGCCCGGGGAUGCCAGGGAGCAAUAAGGCCACGGAAGCCUCUUCUAGUGCUUAUUACAACCCUGCCAACCCACACAAUGUCUACAUGCCCAUGGAUCAGCCACCUCCUUAUGCACCUCCUGAGGAUAAGAAGAACAACUAA
Phaethon lepturus (White-tailed tropicbird) is the source of this 876-nucleotide messenger RNA. RefSeq names its product WW domain-binding protein 2-like. The transcript has 7 exons. The record is from RefSeq and is a predicted model, not a curated record. Gene Ontology annotation, biological process: positive regulation of DNA-templated transcription. Gene Ontology annotation, cellular component: nucleus. Gene Ontology annotation, molecular function: transcription coactivator activity; chromatin DNA binding. Lineage: Eukaryota; Metazoa; Chordata; Aves; Phaethontiformes; Phaethontidae. The coding region runs from base 1 to 876 and encodes 291 amino acids.